AUGGCCAUUACAAUUCUACCUCCUGUGGUAGAGGACCUCGGUCCAUACAAAAAUGACUCUGAUUCCGACGAUGACAUGUCAAACAACUCAGACUCCGACGUUGAAAUGGGCGGCGUCUCUCUACAAAAAAAGCGUUCCCCCUUCGAUAGCACUAAGCUUGGAUCCAAAUUUGUGACCCCAGGUGAAGUCGUACAUGACGAUCCCCAGUGGAUGAGAGGCCACGGAACCUACACAACUCCUCUUUCAACAUCUAUUAUUGCCACUGUCGCUGGUAAUGUUGUACAAACCAACAAACUGCUCUCCGUACAGCCACUUAGAGCCCGAUACACUCCUGAAAUCGGCGAUCUUGUCGUCGGCCGCAUUGUCGAAGUACAAUCAAGACGAUGGAAAGUCGACAUUGCAGCCCCACUCCUUGCACAACUUCCUCUAUCCGCGAUCAACUUGCCCGGUGGUAUUCUGCGCCGACGAACAAGCGCCGACGAGCUUCAAAUUCGGACAUUUUUCAACGAGGGAGACCUGGUUAUCGCCGAGGUACAAAGUGUGCACCAAGAUGGAUCGGCAUCCUUGCACACACGAUCUCUCAAGUACGGUAAGUUGAGAAAUGGCGUUUUCCUUGCUGUGACUGGAACUGGAGGCGGCGGCGCACGAUCAAAUCUGUCGAAAGGUGGUGUGGAUUCUUCAUUGGCGGUUCCCGGAUCAGCUAGUGGGACAGGAGGUGUCGUUCGAUCUCGACGACAGGUCUGGACUCUUCCCACAGCUCAUGGUGGGGGUGAAGUCGAUGUGGUUCUCGGUGUGAAUGGGUAUAUUCAUAUAUCGAAACAUGCAGAUGGAGAGGCAGCGGCCUCGUCAACUACGGAAAAUGUGUCGAUUAACCGUAUGGAAGAGCUCGUUUCUAGUUCGAUCUACUCUAGCCAGAAUGAUGAGAUUCAUCCACAGACUCGACGAGAGAUUGCCCGCUUGACACAGAGCAUUCAAGUUCUUGUCCAAAGUGGUGUGCGGGUGGAUGAGGACACUGUGACGGGUGCUUACAACGCAAGUCUACAAGUGGAUCUGGAAGUGGGCGAUGAUGAAGAUGAGGACGAAGGCCGGGAGUAUUUGGAAGGCAUGAAGGCCCGACGAAUUAUAGAGUUGGUGGUCAAGGGAAAUUAA
Molecule: messenger RNA, 1149 nt
Organism: Penicillium angulare
Lineage: Eukaryota; Fungi; Ascomycota; Eurotiomycetes; Eurotiales; Aspergillaceae
Product: exosome non-catalytic core subunit RRP4
Exons: 2
Coding region: 1-1149 (382 amino acids)
Biological process (GO): CUT catabolic process; exonucleolytic trimming to generate mature 3'-end of 5.8S rRNA from tricistronic rRNA transcript (SSU-rRNA, 5.8S rRNA, LSU-rRNA); poly(A)-dependent snoRNA 3'-end processing
Cellular component (GO): cytoplasmic exosome (RNase complex); nuclear exosome (RNase complex)
Molecular function (GO): RNA binding
Source: RefSeq, a predicted model, not a curated record